GUUGCUCACAGAUACAAUGUACCUCAAACAUCUCUUUUACCUUUUUUCUAUAUACCUCCUAGCUGUUAACGUCAGUGCCGAAGUCAAUGUCCACGAAAAGUUAUCGAAGUUGUUUAAUGAAUGUGUUAAGAAGGAAGAGGUGAUAAAGUGCUUCAAGAUCCACGCCCUUAAGGUGCUUGAUAGGGCUCUUCACUCCAAAAAACUGUACCUCAAUGAUUAUGUGCAAUUGGUAGUCAGCGAUGUUGGUAGGAGCUUCAACAGUAGGUUGACCAAAAACGACUCAAAACUGGAAGAACUGAAGAGUGAAGCCAUAGAUGAAAUGCUGAUGGACACAGCUUCGAAAUUCUUUGAAUCUCACAAGUUGGAGGUGAAGCUGCCAAACCUCAUCGAUGAAGGUAGAAGAACAGGAGGAGGAGGUGGUGGUGGAGGAAACAAAGGAGGAGGAGGUGGCAACAUUGGAGUCCUCCUUGGAGCCUUGGCCAUCAAAGGAACCUUCCUCGCUAUGGCUUACAAAGGAAUUGCCAUCAUGUCUGGAACUGCCCUUCUUGUAGGUAAGAUGGCGUUGAUGCUGAGUGCCAUAUUGGGUCUUAAGAAGCUUGUAGGAGGCGGUGAGAAAACCACCUUUGAGAUUGUUAAACACCCCAAAUACUCUGAGAGCCACAGCCACUCAACGUCUUACGAAGAUGAUGGGUAUUACCACCACAGAAGGGCCUACUUGGAAGAACCGUCACCUCAAACAACAACUUACAAAUUUUAUACAACGAAGUGAAGAGACUGAUGUGGCAUUUGUUUUGGGUUGAACGUACUUCUUCUGAGGUAUUCUGAAGGUUUACCUUUAAGAAUGAGUUACGUGAACUGAGGU
Messenger RNA from Harmonia axyridis, 862 nucleotides. RefSeq lists its product as uncharacterized. The record is from RefSeq and is a predicted model, not a curated record. The transcript has a single exon. Bases 17 to 769 code for a protein of 250 amino acids. Lineage: Eukaryota; Metazoa; Arthropoda; Insecta; Coleoptera; Coccinellidae.